CAAAUCAAAGUUAUAUAGCCAUGCAGUUCAACGCUCAGCCUGCUGUCCAGGAUGCACGUUUCGCUCCAGACGAUACUAAUGGCACUGCUCCGACCGUCCCUGACAACGAUCAGUCUGCCACAUCUGCCACGAGACAACAUGUCGAUAUCGACAGGCAGUGUGGUGUUCCCAGGUUCAACGGCGUUCCAUGCGCUUCUCCUCUGAACUGUCGCUCACACAGCAUGCACGACAAGCGUAGCGUACCUGGCAGAAGCGCUCCGCUAGACCAGCUUCUUGCUCAACAUCAGCAAGAGCUGCCGCAGAUUCCUCCAAACACUCAACAAUGAACGCCCGAGUGGACUUAUGACCAACAACUUAUGAACUGAAGUUAUGACCAGGGAUUGGAAUGGACGGCACUGGCACUGGCACUGGCACUGGCACUGGCACUGGCACUGGAAUGAUUGAAGUAAUGAUUGAUUAUUAGGUGAAUUUGAUCUAUGGUAUCCAAGACUCGCAAUACACAUUAGCGCGCUCCAGUCCAUUAACCAGCGCAAUACCAUGACCCUAUAACGCCUAGCCAUCGCCUCUUGCCUCGUACAAGUCGUGAUAAUAUAGUACAGGAAUACGAAAAAAUAAUGUCGAUGGACCGCUGGUCGACAUCGUCAUCAAAGGAUUUGUUGUACAACAGACUCCAUGCUGAG
Molecule: messenger RNA, 680 nt
Organism: Aureobasidium pullulans EXF-150
Lineage: Eukaryota; Fungi; Ascomycota; Dothideomycetes; Dothideales; Saccotheciaceae
Product: SCA7-domain-containing protein
Exons: 2
Coding region: 21-326 (101 amino acids)
Biological process (GO): regulatory ncRNA-mediated heterochromatin formation; regulation of transcription by RNA polymerase II; RITS complex assembly
Cellular component (GO): SAGA complex
Source: RefSeq, a predicted model, not a curated record